This is a messenger RNA of Trifolium pratense (red clover), 1749 nucleotides long. RefSeq names its product F-box/FBD/LRR-repeat protein At2g04230-like. The record is from RefSeq and is a predicted model, not a curated record. The coding region runs from base 1 to 1749 and encodes 582 amino acids. The transcript is spliced from 3 exons. Lineage: Eukaryota; Viridiplantae; Streptophyta; Magnoliopsida; Fabales; Fabaceae. Gene Ontology annotation, molecular function: protein binding.
AUGGAGAACAGGUCUAAGAAGAUCAAGAUUCAGUUACCUGAUUCUAUUCUAUCGCAAAUCUUUUCAAAGUUAGGUUUAAAGGAUUUGGUGAAAACAAGUGCAUUGUCCAAACUAUGGCGUCACGAAUGGCAAUUAAGAACAGAUCUCAACUUUGAUCUCUGUAACAUGUUUGAUCAUAAUGAAGUUCAACAAUUACCAAAAAACUUUUCACUCAUUCGAGGAUAUCAAUCUGAAUUUCUCACAAGGUUAGAUCAAUUCAUGCUACAUUAUCAAGGUGACGUGAUUGAUUCAAUCCGAGUUAAAUGCCCUUUAAAUUAUGAAAAUUAUGAACAUAGUGAUGUUAUUGAGAGAUUGAUUUCAAAAGGAAUGGCUAAAGGUGUCAAACGUAUUGAACUGCUCUUAGCUUAUGAAACUCGUUUUCAUUUGGGAUUAAAGACAUUCCAAUUUUCUUUUGACAUCUUAUCUGGGACUGAUACUACUCUGACGUAUCUGUACCUACAGAGUUGCUAUCCAAAAUUACCUUUGGAAUUCUCUGGAUUGAAGAAUUUGAAAACUCUUGUGUUACAUUACGUUGCUGUGAGGCAGAAUGGGCUUGACAAUCUGUUUUCCAACUGUAUCUAUCUUGAAGACUUGACACUUGAUGCCUGUGACUACAAAUCUGACUUGAAAAUAAUCAGUCCGUCGUUGUUUCAUUUAAACAUUAUUAACUGUCGGGUUAUUACUGAGAGGAAUAUAGAUAUCAUUGUAUCAAAUCUCUCAUCAUUUGAAUAUUAUUGUAUUGGUGAAUUUGUACACAUAAUGAACAUUGAGGAGGCUCAUAUGUUAUCCAAGUUUAGCUUCAGAGGUUAUGAAAUAUAUGAACCUGUUGGAUUCUCUGGAUUGAAAAAUGUGACAACAAUUGUGUUGAAUGGACUCCGUGAAAUUCUUCAACCUACAAACGUUGUGUCUCUUUUGUUUUCUGAAUGUCUCCAACUUGAGGACGUCACGUUCAAGAAUUUUAGAGGAAUAAAUGACAUGAAUAUUAUCAGUCCAAAUUUGCAUCAUUUGAAAAUAAUUGAUUGUGGCUAUACCCAGCGCAUAGAUAUCAAUGCAUUGAACCUUGCAUCCUUUGAAUAUAAUGGCAACACGAGGAGAAACAUCUCUGUUACCGCUCCAAUGUUAUCGAGGGUUUUUUGGAAUGCAGCUAAAAGAGCCUUGAAUCCACAUCCCUUUGGUCCAAUUACAACAUUACAACAUAUUGAGAAUUUAGCUAUCAUCAUCAGUACUUCCCAGGUAGCGAAAUUAACGGAGCUCUUGGUUCAAUAUAAAAAUCUUAGACAAUUGGAAUUAUUUAUCGAGGGACCAUAUGAUCCUAAUAUGGAUUACUUUUGGAUUUUAGAUAUUGCAAUGGCUUCUCAAAAUCUCCAAAAAAUUUCUCUCACGAUUAGAAAUCUACAUUUGAAAAAUCCACACAUGGUUGGAUUUAAUAAGAGGCAAAGAAAAGAAUAUGGCGGGUUUUGUCACAAUGAUUUGAAAUAUGUAGAGUUACAUGGUUGUGUUUGCUCCACACAUGUAAUUGAGUUUGCCAGUUGCAUAUUAAAGAAUGCAAGUUCCCUUAAGCAAAUUAGUUUCGGUUCUCUUGACAAAUUCUAUAAAGGUGCUGGUAGAUGGACUGAUGGCUCUGUUGGAUGUUGUUGGUUUGAACGUAAUCUUAUUCAUGAGAACCUCAAAGAUCAAGUACAUGAACCAUGUCAGCUUAUAAUUUUCUAG